Agelaius phoeniceus (red-winged blackbird) is the source of this 674-nucleotide messenger RNA. NCBI's taxonomy places the organism in Eukaryota, Metazoa, Chordata, Aves, Passeriformes, Icteridae. The record is from RefSeq and is a predicted model, not a curated record.
UAAAAAAAUGCGUGUUUGCGUCACGUGACGCGGCGGCCGCCAUGCUGUCCCGGCUGCUGAAGGAGCACCAGGCCCGCCAGAGCGAGCGGCGCGAGCUGCAGGAGCGGCGCCGCAGGGACGCCAUCGCGGCCGCCACCCGCCUCACCGAGGCCCUGGUGGAUCACCUGAACGUGGGGGUGGCCCAGGCCUACGUGAACCAGCGCAAGCUGGACCAGGAGGUGAAGACGCUGCAGGUGCAGGCGGCGCAGUUCGCCCGCCAGACCGGCCAGUGGAUCGCCAUGGUGGAGAGCUUCAACCAGGCCCUCAAGGUGGGCAAAAAACCCACAGAACACAGCCCAAAAUACACCCCAAACACACUGCAAAAACACUGCAAAACCACCCUAAAACACGGCCCAAAUAGAGCCCAAAAUACACCCCCAAACCCAGCCCAAAACACACCCCAAACCCAUCCCCAAACACACCCCAAACACACUGCAAAAACACUGUAAAAACACCCUAAAACACAGCCCAAAUACAGCCCAAAAUACACCCCCAAACCCACCCCAAACCCAUCCCCAAACACACCCCAAACACACUGCAAAAACACUGCAAAAACACCCUAAAACACAGCCCAAACAGAGCCCAAAAUACACCCCCAAACCCAGCCCAGAGCAGCCAGUGGAUCGCCAUGGUGG